This is a messenger RNA of Ectocarpus sp. CCAP 1310/34, 629 nucleotides long. The record is from the annotation of a GenBank genome assembly. Lineage: Eukaryota; Phaeophyceae; Ectocarpales; Ectocarpaceae.
CGCACAUCACGGCUGUUGCCAACCACACUCUACUCGUCCUUACUGCGCUACUUGACCACAUAUGUCGGCGAGGCAGUUGAAUCGACUCGCCAAGGCUAAAGGCCUCGACCCUCUCCUAGGCGGUGGUCUCAACGAGGAAUCUGAAGAGUCUGAUGGGUGCUCAGACUCGGAGGAGGAGGAGGGCGAGCUUUCCAGAGGGGGUGUGGUGUCCGCAUCGGCGUUCGGAGAAUAUUCUUCGGAAUCCAGCAGCAGCAGCUCAGAAGAAGAGGAUGGUAGCGAUAGUGACAACAGCAGUGACAGCGGCGGGGGAGCCGGCGAUAGUACGCCCUUCCCCACAAAGCUCUCCACACCAGAGGAGGGGGGCAGAAAGCAAACAGCGCCGGACGUCGAAGAUGACGACGACGAGUAUUUGGACAACAUCAUCUCAGAGCUUGCUCGUAAGGCGGCCGCUGCGGAGGCAGGGGAAGGAAACCCCACCGAUAAUCUCAAACUCGGCGCUUCGUCGCCGCUGGCGCUCCUGCUCCGAUGCGAUCCCCGCUGUCUUAAGCUCGACCAAGAGCUCCGUCGAAAGUUCGGCGGCGGCGACAGAGAAAACGGCGGUGCGGGAGGUGGAGGCGGCGGCGGGGGGG